AUGGGAUGGAAGAAGAUUGAAAACAUGAUUCAAACGUCAGGUGAUUGGAGCAAUUUUGUGAGAAAAAUUCCCAACACAACUCCUGAAGAUGCAAUGCGUUUCGUUUUCGCGCACCCGAAGGAAGAGAUAACUUUCUUUUUCUAUGUUCGAAAUACAGUCAAUCUAGAAACACCACUUGCAAACGAACACGGUCCUUUUGAAACAGGAAUGGCAGUAUUCUUUAAAGGCCAGGCGGCUAUUACCAGUUCUUUGCAAUGUGAUAUAUACGAGAAAAAGCCGAUUGCUACAAUCUAUAUCAAUCCCUUGAGCAAUCAGCAAUUUCUUGAUAUCAAAAAUUACGUGCUAGCAAAGAUGACUCCGUCCCCAGCGAUUGAUGUGGUUUGUAUCUUUGCUGGUAAUUUUGUCACCGACACUCGUCCAAUGCUCCGAGCCCACAACAAUCCGCACGCCACAGCCCAGUUCAACUCGAACAUUCAGAUGGUACUUGAUUCAGGAUACAUAAAACAACUUCAGAACCAAGGUAUAACUGUUUUACUGACCAUCAUGGCUGGUCACACUCAAACAGGUUGGUCGCAAUUCGCAGAUCAAUCUACAGCCCAAAGUUUCGUGGAUUAUCUCAAAACGGAAGUUGUCACACUCUAUGGUUUGGAUGGAAUUGAUAUUGAUGACGAAUAUAGCAUCGGCACCAUUCAUAAUGAUUCGUUGGCCAUGGUUACAACCCUAAUGAAACAAGCCAUGCCUAACAAACUGAUCACAAAAGCGUUGUAUGAUGAUCAUGUUUACUUCAACACCGAUUGGAAUGGCCAUCAUCUGGGUCUAAAUCUGGAUUACGGUUGGGAAAUGACUUAUUACGACGGCGAUAUCAAUUCUCGACUACAUUUCUACACUGGCAAAGGAAUGAGUAAAUCGCAGUUGUGUAUCGGUUUUUCUGCUGAAGACCAAUUUUCAAAGAAGUGGCAGUAUACUUCCUCACAGGCAUCAGAGGUGAUUCGUGAGAAGUAUGGAGGUGGAAUGAUGUUCAACUUUGAACACCAGCCCAGGAGCAUCAAGUUGAUGAAAACAGUGGUUAAUGCUAUGUGUGGACCUGGUAGCUGGAAAACUAUUGGUUCUAUACGUCGACGUCGAUGUUCUAUACUUUAA
Molecule: messenger RNA, 1140 nt
Organism: Dendronephthya gigantea
Lineage: Eukaryota; Metazoa; Cnidaria; Anthozoa; Malacalcyonacea; Nephtheidae
Product: endo-beta-N-acetylglucosaminidase F1-like
Exons: 2
Coding region: 1-1140 (379 amino acids)
Biological process (GO): carbohydrate metabolic process
Molecular function (GO): hydrolase activity, hydrolyzing O-glycosyl compounds
Source: RefSeq, a predicted model, not a curated record